CCUGCCGAUCCAUUGAAAUGUGAAAUUUGCAGAAAAAUUGAGAAAAACAUCAUAUAUUUUCUAAUUGAAACGUAUUUUACACUGUUAUAAUGUAAAUUUAGUGGAAAAGUAGUAUAUYUGUCGUGUAGAUCGCGUUCAAAGUACACAAAAAGCCGGUCUAUCGAUCAUCCGUCUACUGGAAUAUUUUCUUGACAUUUUAAAGAAAUAACUGAACUUUCUUGACAAMAUGCCUCCUAAAUUUAGUCGUACAACGGCAGAAGACAGAGCAGAAUCAAGAUAUUCUGAAAGGGCUAAUCUUCUGAACUUGGAUUCUGAUGAAGAAGGCUCAAACAUAUUUUCUGGUCCAAAUUCUCAGUCUCAUGAAGCAAAAGGUAAUGACAAUAUAGCUAGAGUAAAGAGCGAAGUCAAAAAUGUGGUGAAUAUUAUGCAGAACAACAUCUCUAAAGUAUUAGACAGAGGGGCAAAGAUUGACGACCUGCAUGAGAAGUCAGAAAAUUUAGAGAUGAGUGCAUUUCAGUUUCGCUCUGGAUCAAGAAAACUGCAACGGAAACUCUGGUGGCAGAACUGUCGGUUAAAGCUGGUGUUUAUAUUUGUGGUCAUAAUCAUUCUGGUCAUCAUUAUUGUUCCCAUUGUAUUAAAGAACAAGAAAAAGACAUGAGUUCAAAUGCUGUCAGUAACAUAGAAAUUCARUUCAUCAUAGAUAAGACGGCUACCCUGUGGUCUACUUUGGUAUUCGUUUCAAAUUAUUGGAUGAUUUUAAUAUGAAAAAAAGGCUUUAGCUAUUGAAAUAGUAACCAGAGAACUGACAAUCUUCUCUUGACAUCAAUACAGUGAUGUUAUGUGAUCCAGGUGGAGUUGCAAGGGGUCUUCAGGAAAGCUAUUACAUUACAAUGCCUUAAUAUCUAAACAUUAAACUAUGUAUACAUAUCUAACCUUACUCCAAUUAUCUCUUGCUCUGAACUCUCAAACAAUGAUAAUUUUCAGAAUCAUGUUAAAGUUGUUUUUGCAAAUUUCAUGUUAACUUGAGAGUAAAUAGUGAGAUAGAAUCAGACCUAUGUUUUGGAGUACUAAGGAUAGUGAUCAUGUAAUAUAAAUACACCAAAGUGUCCAUGAAAUAAUGAUAUUUUUCACUUACAAACACUAUAUUUGGAGGUAAAUAUAAGUCACUUUUUAAACAUAAAKUACUUCCACUAUAAUCAAAAUGUUACAGGGUUGCUUAAAGGUAUCAACUUUCUCUUGUUUGCUAUAUUCACUAUAGAGAUCUUUUCAACACUUGAAGAUCAAAUCUGUAUCUCUGAACAGCCAUGUAAUAGACCUAAUUGGCUUCAACCCAAUUCAAACCACCCAGGAGUAAGUUUCAUUGUUCGUUGUAUUUUCAUUUCACAGUUGAAUUCUUAGAAACAAAAGUUCUUUUUCCCACAGGAUUUGAAUUGGGUGGUAACGUACAUAGCUUYGCCGUUAGCCGAUUAGGUCUAUAUAUAAUUCAAUUCAUAAUAKAAAUAUUUUACAGAUAUGUUAAAAUACAGUAAAUAGAAUUUUGAUUUUUGAUUUGUUGCAAUGGUCAGUCUUUAUUCAGAUUUUGUAUAAUGAAACAUUUUCAAGA
Messenger RNA from Exaiptasia diaphana, 1603 nucleotides. RefSeq names its product vesicle-associated membrane protein 4. The coding region runs from base 227 to 658 and encodes 143 amino acids. Lineage: Eukaryota; Metazoa; Cnidaria; Anthozoa; Actiniaria; Aiptasiidae. Gene Ontology annotation, biological process: Golgi ribbon formation; vesicle-mediated transport. The transcript is spliced from 6 exons. The record is from RefSeq and is a predicted model, not a curated record. Gene Ontology annotation, cellular component: membrane.